AGAUGUCGGCUUGGUCAUGUGAUCAGCUGUGUCCAAUCACAGUUGAUCACAUCAUUCCUCACAGGGCACUGAUGAUCAGUGUAGCCCCAGCAGUGCCACCUGUCAGUGUCCAUCAAUGCCAGCUGUCAGUACUCAUCAGUGCCACCUGCCAGUGCCCAUCAGUGCAACAUAAAUGCCACAUAUCUGUGCCUACCAGUGCACAUCAAUGCCACAUAUUAGUGCCCACCUGAGCUGCCUUUCAGUGUCACCUAUCAGUGCCAGUCAGCAUUGCCUAUCAGUGCGCAUCAGUGCCGCCUAUCAGUGCCCGUCAGUGCUGCCUAUCAGUGCCGCCUAUCAGUGCCAUAUAUGAGUGCUGCCUUUCAGUGCUACCUACCAAUGCCUCCUCAUCAGUGCCCAUCACUGCAGCCUCAUUAGCGCACAUCAGUG
Messenger RNA from Staurois parvus, 426 nucleotides. NCBI's taxonomy places the organism in Eukaryota, Metazoa, Chordata, Amphibia, Anura, Ranidae. The record is from the annotation of a GenBank genome assembly.